UUCUUUAGGUUACUUAACAAUUAACAUAGAGCACUAGGGACAAUUCACAAACAUUGGCUGGUUGAAGGUCAGUUUUUGUUUGAAAUACUAAUACUGUCGGUUAUGAGUUUCGUAAAGCAAUUAUCUUUAGCUGUGUGUUAUUACGUCCAUUUUAGUGGUACCCCUAUGGUAUGGUUCAGACUGAAAACUAACAUUUUUCGCAGGAUCAUGUGAUAUGGAGAAUCGGAUGUUGAACUCGUUCCAGAAACGUGACAAUACUGGGAAGAAGGUGUUUGCUUGAAUUACAUAUGAGUACCAAUAAUGACGUGGAAUCGUUUCGCACCGAAUGAAAUUCGACCAAGUUUAAAAUAUCUAGAAUUGAAAAAAUAAACAAAUAAUAUAUUAUGAACAAAUUUAAAUAACGUAAUUUCGUUAUUUAUUUUUUAUUUUUCUUUAUUUUUUGAUUUGUUGUUGUUCUUGUUGGGCACUGGUGUCAGAAACAUUUUUGCCAGAAAUUUUUCCAAAGGUUUUCUUUGUUGAACAGUAUUAUAUCGCUAUAUAAUUUGAAGCUUCGGCACCGACGAGCGAUGACGUUCCAACGGACGACCUGCUCAAACUAAGCAAAUUGAUUGCAUUGGUAAUCGAGUGGCAGCCUUAACUUUACGCACGUUGUUUUUUUAUCGUGGGUGUAACAGAGAUAAAAUCGCAGACUAUGGAAGAUCGAGCUGUUCCCUAUAUUCUUCUUUUUAGAUUUGCAUCUACAUCCGAUGUGUGGUUAACGAUUGUUUCUAUAGUGUCGGCCGUUUCGGCUGGUAUUUCUCUUCCUGUCUUGAUAAUUCUUUUCGGCAAACUUACCGAUAGUUUUGCUCGUGGAGAAAGCUCAGCUUGUUCAUAUACCUAUAACGGUAACGGAUGUGACACGGCUCGCAUUAGCAAUAGAACUCAAUUUGGCAAGCUCCUUCCCGAAAACCAGAUGAAACGUUAUCCUCUUAUGGAAGAUGUAAUUACAUAUUGCAUCGAAAGUGCCACGGUGGGAGUUGCCUCACUCAUUCUACAUGCUGUCUUCGUGGCAUGCCUUAACGUGGCGGCUUAUAAUCAGGGGCGCAGAAUAAGAAGUUUAUUAUUCGAGGCCGUUCUGUUUCAAGAGAUAGCUUGGCACGACAUUCGGCAUCCCCAGGAUUUUGUCGCACAGUCAACAGAUAACGUCCGAAAAAUAGAAGAGAGUAUAGGCGAAAAAUUAGGAUUAAUUAUAUAUUACUCAUCAGCCUUUGCUGCGUGCACCAUUACUGCAUUGUACCAUGGAUGGAGACUAACCAUGGUUAUUCUAUCACCUCUUCCUCUACUGACUGCUACGACAUUUUUCCUCUCAAAGCAAAAGACAAAAUUUAUGCUUCAGGAACUUUGUGCCAAUUCGCUAGCUAUUGCAAGUGUUGAAGAGGUGUUUGAAUGUCUUCGAACGGUUGUGGCAUUUGGUGGGCAACAAAAAGAGCUGCAACGUUUCCAGCAAGAAAUGCAAACGACUGAAUUUGCUACCUUCAGACGCAGCCUCUUAAGUGGUCUGGAAGCCGGCUUGUGGUGGCUCCUAACAUUCGUAUCUUACGCCUUGGCAUUUUGGUACGGAGUAGGCAUGGUUUUGUCCUCUUCGUCCUCCCUCUCCGACAAUAAAUCGAUUCAAGGAGAACAAAAAUAUUCAGUGGCAACUUUCAACAUAGUUUUUUUUAACGUUCUCUACGGGGGAACUAAAAUCAGCCAACUUCUUAACCUGAUCGAGAUAUUUUAUACUGGAAAAGUCGCAGCCAAUUCGGUGUUUAAAACAAUCGACACCUUAAGAAUAACACAGCUUUCUAAAAAGAGGGAGAGCCACAAUUCCCCAGGAAAAAUUGAAGGACUGAUAGAGUUUGAUGAAGUCCAAUUCAGCUACCCCUCAAGACUGGAGGUGUCUGUCUUGAAAGGCAUCUCUUUCAACAUUCCACUUGGAAAAACAGUAGCUUUAGUUGGACCGUCUGGCUGUGGCAAAACAACAGUGAUACAAAUCAUUCAAAGAUUGUACGACCCGAUCCAAGGUGUGAUUCGUCUGGACGGUAUACCACUAAAUGAAUACGACCCAAUUUGGUUACGGCGUAAUAUAGGCAUCGUUGGUCAAGAACCUGUUCUCUUUGCAGCCACCAUUAGAGAAAACAUUCUAUUAGGGGGUUGUUUUAAUGGAAACGAACAACAAGAAAUAUUGAUGGUAGAGAUGCAACAUGCCGCAAGACAGGCUCUUGCUCAUGACUUUAUCCGGUCACUUCCGCUGGGAUACGAAACUGUAAUUGGCGAAGGCGGCACGCAACUAAGUGGCGGCCAGAAACAAUGCAUUGCCAUAGCUCGAGCACUAAUGAAAGAUCCAAAAAUUCUCCUGUUAGAUGAGCCAACCUCAGCUUUAGAUACAUUGAGUGAAGUUGCAGUGCAGAAAGCUUUGGACAGCGUUUGCAGAGGAAGAACUUGCGUUAUUAUUGCACACAGGAUGGCUACCAUUCGGAAAGCCGAUUUAAUCAUCGUUCUACAUGAAGGACUCAUUGCCGAAAGCGGAUCCCAUGAAACCUUAAUGGCUAAAGGAGGAUUGUACUUUAACCUUGUCACUAAAUCAAAUUCAGCUCAUAGUCAAACCUGUUCACCAAUUGCUGAACCAUCUUCUAAAAUCAGACCAAUCCAAUCAAACAAUUCGGUUAUUUCCGCCUUGGAAAACCAACCUCCAAAUUUGACGAGCGUUAACGGCGUAAAAGCUCAGUCUAACAGGAGUAUGCCUCGGCAUAUGCAUCAUGGAGAAAUAUGUUCGCAAAAAAAGUAUUCUACUUGGUUAACGAAAGUCGUAGGACUUAAUCGGCAAUUGUUACCUUACGUUGCCCUUGGCGUUUUGGGAUCAAUCAUCACAGGACUUUGCCAACCAAUCUUUUCAAUUGUUUUCGGAGAAACGUUAAGCCUUCUGAGCAUGGGGACACGCGCUGAUACAGAGAUUAAUGAAAUUAGAGUCAAGUUUCUAUUCGCCUUCUUAGUUCUAGCCGUAGUUGCGGGUAUCGCUGGAUUUGUGCAAACAUUCACUUUCUCUCUGGCUGGAAGUCGAUUGCUGCUACAACUCCGAAUAUUGAGCUACCAGUCAAUAUUAAAUCAAGAAAUAAGUUGGUUUGAUCGACCGGAAAAUAGUGUAGGUGCUCUUUGCACGCGUUUGAUGAGUGAUCCAUUUAACAUUCAAUCAGUGGUUGGUUUGCGAAUGGGUGCCGUCAUCCAAGGUUUAUCGUCUUUGGUCUUCUCACUAGGUUUAGCUUUCUAUUACCAGUGGAAACUAGCGUUAGUCGGGUUCAUAUUUAUCCCCAUGUUAUUGAUCAUCUUUGUGAUAGACUCGAAACUAGGAUGGACACAAAACUCGGCAGAAGAAAAGAAAUGUAUUGAAGAUUCGAACCGCGUAGCAACGGAGACCAUCUCCAACAUUCGCACAGUGGUGGGCCUUAAUAAACAAGAACAUUUUUAUGAAAAUUACAAAGAAAUAUUAGAAAUGGGACAACAGCCUCUUAGAAUGAGGGCGGCCGUUCGUGGCUUGGUAUGCGCGUUGGCCUCAAAUCUUGACACGCUCGUUUCUAUCUUUUUUAUGUUUUAUGGGGGUUAUCUGGUUCAAAACGAAGCCAUACCCGUUAAAAAUGUGUUCACUGUCUCUGAGUCUCUUGUGUAUGGCAUGGAAAACGUUGGGAAAGAUUUGGCUUUUAUGCCAAAUUUUAGAAAAGCGUUUGAUUCGGCUGGGCGUUUUUGCAGUUUAUUGGAUACAGGCGUAGAUUCUAGCGACACUUCUUCUGAUCACAAACCAACUGCUUAUAUCCCUCAUGCCCGUCUAUUGGAGCAAAUCAAGUUCGAGAAUGUACGAUUUAGUUAUCCUGUUCGGGCUGAUGUACCAGUUCUAGAUGAAUUCAAUGUCGUUAUUCAGCCGGGCCAAAGGGUGGCACUAGUCGGACCCAACGGUUCGGGAAAAUCUACGUGCAUUCAGCUACUUCAACGCUUCUAUGAUCCCGAUCGGGGAAGUAUUCAUUUGAAUGGAUGUUCUUUGGUCGAUUUCUCAAAAAAAUCUUUACGGUUCCGGUUUGGCCUGGUCUGCCAGGAACCAAUUCUCUUCAACCGGACCAUUGGUGAGAACAUUGCAUACGGGGACAACACUCGCCAGGCACUCACUGAGGAACUUAUAGAAUCUGCUCGUCAAGCCAACAUACACCAUUGGAUUGAGUCGCUACCCAACGGUUAUGAAACAAUCGUGGGUCAUCGUGGAGCUCAGCUAAGCGGCGGUCAAAAACAACGUGUGGCCAUAGCUAGAGCCCUUCUCAGGCGACCUCAAAUCCUAAUUCUAGACGAAGCGAUGUCUGCUCUGGAUUCUGAAUCUGAACUUUUGGUUCAGCAAGCGCUCAAUCGAGCUCAGGUUGGCCGUACUUGCAUCGUUAUUUCCCACAGCUUGCAGUCAAUCAGUAACGCGAAUCUCAUACUUGUAUUGAACCGAGGAAGAAUUGAAGAACAAGGUAAUCAUCAGCAAUUAAUGGAAUUAGGAGGUCUAUAUCAUAAAUUGUUCACAUCGGAAAAAAGUUGUUGACAAGGAUACAACAUAUAAAAUGUAAUGCUUAUCCCGCCAGCAGCAGGUGAUUAAACAACCGUAGUCUAUACCUGAAAAUUUCUUAAUCGUGUCUUUGGUUUUGAAUAAUUUGUGUUAACAAAUCCCAAAUCAAGUAAAUAAAGCAAAAUAAUUACUGGCGGUGCUGCCAUGGUAAACUCGCCUUUAUUCAAAAUUGUUUUUCCCUUAAUUGAUUUACUCUACAUUAAGCUCCACAACUGUGUAUCUGAGCACUAUUACAACAUAUGACAGACUGAUACGACUCUGAACAAUUCGACAAAACAAGGAGAUAUGAAACCCCAAGGCAACUAUAGCUAUUACAAUAAAAAAAUUUAUUUCACAUCAUAAGAAUGAACAUCAUCAAAGUAAAUGGAACCGGGUUCUCUCUUUGUUUCCCGGCAUUCAAUAA
Messenger RNA from Daphnia magna, 5009 nucleotides. Its product is annotated as ATP-dependent translocase ABCB1. Gene Ontology annotation, molecular function: ATP hydrolysis activity; ABC-type transporter activity; ATP binding. The record is from RefSeq and is a predicted model, not a curated record. Bases 692 to 4582 code for a protein of 1296 amino acids. Gene Ontology annotation, biological process: transmembrane transport. The transcript is spliced from 9 exons. Gene Ontology annotation, cellular component: membrane. Lineage: Eukaryota; Metazoa; Arthropoda; Branchiopoda; Diplostraca; Daphniidae.